AUGGGCUACUACCUGCUGAUGGGUGGCCCUGUGCAUCCCACGUUAGUUAACAUCCACGUUAGCACAGUCAUUAGAGAACCAGUUUAUGUUGUGGGGAACUCCCUGGGAGGAUAUGUUGCCCUCUACUUUGCAGCAAGAAACCCUCAAUUGGUGAAGGGUGUGACAUUGCUCAAUGCAACACCAUUUUGGGGUUUGCUCCCGAAUCCCAUAACGUCUCCAAGACUGUCAAGAAUAUUUCCAUGGGCUGGAACGUUUCCUCUUCCUGCCACUGUAAGAAAGUUCACAGAAAUCGCAUGGCAGAAAAUAAGUGAUCCUAGGAGUAUUGGAGAGAUACUGAAGCAAGUCUAUGUAGAUCACUCGACAAAUGUUGAUAAAGUGUUUUCUCGAAUACUUGAGACAACACAACAUCCAGCAGCUGCUGCGGCAUUUACCUCAAUCAUGUUUGCUCCUCAAGGGCAACUAUCCUUCAGGCAGGCUUUAUCGAGGUGUCAGAUGAACAAUGUACCCAUCUGCCUAAUGUAUGGAAAAGAAGACCCUUGGGUGAAGCCUAUCUGGGCUUUCCAGGUGAAACGACAGCUUCCUGAAGUUCCAUAUUAUGAGAUUAGCCCUGCUGGUCACUGCCCUCAUGAUGAAGUUCCUGAGGUGGUGAAUUUUUUGCUAAGUGGGUGGAUCAGACAUCUGGAAUCCCAGGGUUCUGCUGCAUUGCCUCUGCUUGAUGAUCCAGAAAGUGCUCGGCGUGACAUUGCCAAGGAUGUGGAAUUUGUUAGGGAAGGAUCAAAAAAAUCAGUGAGGGUGCAGUUCUAUGGAUCCAGCUUCUCGCUUUGGAAUCAGAUAAACUCUUAUAUCAAAUCCUGGUUUAAAAUUUAA
Messenger RNA from Ilex paraguariensis (yerba mate), 867 nucleotides. Lineage: Eukaryota; Viridiplantae; Streptophyta; Magnoliopsida; Aquifoliales; Aquifoliaceae. The record is from the annotation of a GenBank genome assembly.